This is a messenger RNA of Drosophila willistoni, 1529 nucleotides long. Its product is annotated as coiled-coil domain-containing protein 34. The transcript is spliced from 4 exons. The record is from RefSeq and is a predicted model, not a curated record. NCBI's taxonomy places the organism in Eukaryota, Metazoa, Arthropoda, Insecta, Diptera, Drosophilidae. The coding region runs from base 141 to 1280 and encodes 379 amino acids.
UUAGUAAUCAUUUUGUUUAUAAUUCGAUUUACACAAUUUACCUACGCGACAGUUUUUUUGUUUUUCUUUUUUUUUUUUUAACUAGAACAAAAUUUGUUUUGUACCGUUUUAACUGUGUGGCAGGAGGCAAACGCAACGAAAUGGCAUAUGUGGCCAGCAGUGAUCGGCAUGGGAACGAGAUAAUGCGGGUAAUGCUAUGCACCGAACAGCGUACUGUGGCCUCCCAUCACAAUUUGCAUAUCAAUUGCAAGCCAGCAAAGAGAGAGACAUUGUACGGAGACCAUGAUCAUCACCACAGAUUUGACAAUUAUGCCAAUAAGACACAUAAAAUGGCUAAAAUUGAUAUGGACAAGAUUAAAGUGAUAAAGCCACAUCCUUGUAUGGGUUGGAAUGUCAAAGAGAGUGUUAAGAAAUGGUCAAAAGAUGAGGUCAAUGCCCAUAGUACAUUGCUAUCAAGUGCUUCUUUAUUAAGACCUUCAACUGAAUCAGAAGCAAAGUUAGAUAAAGAGAGUGGCAAUCGUCCAACAUCUUUGAUGACAUUCUGUUCCUGGUUGUCAGCUAAAAAUGAAGCUCAAAAACAAUUGGCCGAGAAGGAGCGCCGCAAUGCCGAGACGCAGAAGGAGAGGGCCAAACAACGAGCUUGUUUGGCAGAGGCCAAAUACGAAAAUUGGUUGUCCGAGAAGACAAGACAAUUGCAACGAUCCACAUCAAAUUUAAACUGCAAGGAUCUAGAAAAACGGGAUUCUCUUUCAACUGCUUCAACAUUAUCCCAACUCGGUCCAGAGGAGGACCCAUCACAUCGUCUCUACGAAUGGGAGCAAGAAAAGUUAAAUGAAAUGCGAAGGCAACGUGAGGAACGCGAAGAACGUGAUUCAUUUAAUUUAAUUUUCGAGCAACAGCGUCGUGAAUUAGGUGAAGAGGCCUGGCUACAAUGGGUAAAAUCAUCGCACAAUAAACCAAAACCAGUGCCAAUGGGUCAAGGACUGGACUCUCUGCGUGGUACCAUUUCCCCACAUUUUGUGAAUCCCAAUGAAUGGCAGCCUUUGAUAAAGGACAAUACAAAUGAAGGUGAGAAUGGACAGGAGCAGCUCAAAAUUAAACAGCGUGCAGGCCCCGAUUAUUCACGUUUGGAUCGCCUGGCUCAGCCGAAAAAGAAACUGUGGAUGCAAACUUUUGGUCAGCCCAUCAAGUUGCAAAUUAAGCCAAAUGGAUCCCUUAUGAAUAUGGAUCGGUCACCAUCGACUCAGGCCCCAAGCAAGCAAUCAAAGAUCUCUUUAUGAUGAUGUACUAACUGACAGACAAGAACAAACCGAAGAGAGUACAGUGGGCAAAAGAAAUUCGAACAUUGAGUUAGAUGGUUUGAAUAAAAACCACUCGAAAUCAUUAACAACUAAACUAAUAAAACAAAUUCCCUGGCGUUAGUUUAAGUAAGAUUUAAGCUAUUUUAUAAGUCCUAUUCAAAAGAUAUGUAUGUAUUAGAAUCUGUAACUUUUAGAUCUAACCGAAAAUAAAUUUAUUUCAAUCGGAAA